Molecule: messenger RNA, 342 nt
Organism: Bacillus rossius redtenbacheri
Lineage: Eukaryota; Metazoa; Arthropoda; Insecta; Phasmatodea; Bacillidae
Product: sperm mitochondrial-associated cysteine-rich protein-like
Exons: 3
Coding region: 1-342 (113 amino acids)
Source: RefSeq, a predicted model, not a curated record
AUGCUGCGGGGAGGGUUGCAGACCCUGACGGCGCGCGGGCCAGGCUCCGCAGUGCCGUGCGCCGCCGAGCCUAGUGCCGUGCGCCGCCGUGCCUUGUGCCGUGCGCCGCCGUGCCUUGUGCCGUGCGCCGCCGUGCCUUGUGCCGUGCGCCGCCGUGCCUUGUGCCGUGCGCCGCCGUGCCUAGUGCCGUGCGCCGCCGUGCCUAGUGCCUGCCGUGCGCCGCCGUGCCUAGUGCCGUGCGCCGCCGUGCCUAGUGCCGUGCGCCGCCGUGCCUUGUGCCGUGCGCCGUCGUGCCUUGAGCCGUGCGCCGCCGUGCCUUGUGCCGUGCGCCGCCGUGCCUAG